Hippoglossus stenolepis (Pacific halibut) is the source of this 3491-nucleotide messenger RNA. RefSeq names its product nicalin (gene ncln). Gene Ontology annotation, biological process: regulation of signal transduction. Lineage: Eukaryota; Metazoa; Chordata; Actinopteri; Pleuronectiformes; Pleuronectidae. The record is from RefSeq and is a predicted model, not a curated record. The transcript is spliced from 15 exons. The coding region runs from base 134 to 1867 and encodes 577 amino acids. Gene Ontology annotation, cellular component: endoplasmic reticulum membrane.
GCCUGAUCACAAUCCCGUAGCAGAGGCUCCGGUAGGUUAGCUUGAGCUCGUCCCCGGUUGUCGUGUGUGUGAAAGCGGUGACAGCUGAAAACAGAGUUCCAUCCCGGCUCGUGCACUCAACAGAAUCGCAAACAUGUUCGAGGAGGCGAGUGAAGUGUUCGACAACAUGUUCAAAUCAUCGUUUCCCCUCACCUUCAUCGUGUUUAUCCCCGCGGUGCUCAUCCUGGUGGCACCGCUCCCGGCCGAGGCGGCACAUGAGUUCACGGUGUACCGCAUGCAGCAGUACGACCUGCAGGGACAGCCUUACGGUACCAGGAACGCCAUCCUGAACACCGAGGCUCGUACUGUGGAGGCAGAGGUACUAAGUCGUCGCUGUGUUAUCAUGCGACUGGCGGACUUCUCCUACGACAAGUAUCAGAAAGCCCUGCGCCAGUCGGCGGGGGCUGUGGUCAUCACGCUGCCCAAGAACAUGUCUGCUAUGCCCCAGGACAUAGUGCAGCAGUUUAUGGAGCUGGAGCCAGAGAUGUUAGCGACUGAGACCAUCGUCCCCGUGUACUUUGCCAUGGAGGACGAUGAGCUGCUGUCCAUCUACACCCAGACCCUGACAUCGUCCUCCUCACAGGGCUCUUUGUCAGCUGCUGAAGUGCUGCUGCACACGGCCACAGCAAACGGCUUCCAGAUGGUCACCAGUGGAGCUCAGAGCAAAGCAGUCAAUGACUGGGCCAUCACCAGUUUAGAGGGUCGUUUGGCUGGAGUCGGAGGAGAGGACCUGCCCACUAUCGUGGUGGUGUCUCACUACGACUCGUUUGGUGUUGCUCCAUGGCUGUCGUAUGGCGCCGACUCGAACGGUAGCGGAGUGUCCAUGUUACUAGAGCUGGCUCGUCUCUUCUCGAAACUCUACACCUACAAGAGGACACACGCUGGGUACAACCUGCUGUUCUUCGUGUCGGGUGGAGGCAAGUUUAAUUACCAGGGAACAAAACGUUGGCUGGAGGAGAAUUUGGACCACACAGACUCCAGUCUGCUGCAGGACAACGUGGCCUUCGUGUUGUGUCUGGACACUCUGGGGAACGGAGACUCUAUGCACCUCCAUGUGUCCAAACCUCCUAAAGAGGGAACUCCACAGUAUUCUCUGCUCAAAGAGCUGGAGACGGUGGUGAGCAGUCAGUACCCGGAGGUCAAGUUCUCCAUGGUCCACAAGAAAAUCAACCUGGCCGACGACAUGCUGGCCUGGGAGCACGAGCGCUUCGGGAUCCGCCGGCUGCCGGCCUUCACUCUGUCGCACCUGGCCUCGCACCGCCUGGCUGAGCGCUCCAGCAUCAUGGACUCGCGGUCAGUGUCCCCCUCCUCUCGCCACGGAGCGGGAGAAACCCCGGCUGGGCCACACGUCGAUGUAAAUAAACUUGGCAGGAACACCAAGGUGGUAGCAGAAGCACUGGCCAGGGUCAUCUACAACCUCACAGAGAAGGGAGCCCCUGGAGACCUGCAGAUCUUCACUGAACAAAUGCAGGUUCAGGAGGAGCAGUUAUCGGCAGUGGUGGACUGGCUCACAGCGCAGCCACGUGCCGCUCAGCUGCUGGACAAAGACAGCAGUGUGGUGUCCACCCUGGAGUAUCACCUCGGGCGUUACCUCAAGGACGUCAAGAGACACUAUGUCAAAGCUGACAAAAGGGAUCCAGAGUUUGUUUUCUAUGACCAGCUCAAACAAACGAUGAAUGCUUACAGAGUGAAGCCUGCUAUCUUUGACCUGCUGCUGGCUGUCUGCAUCGCAGCCUACUUAGGGGUGAUGUACCUCGCCAUCCAGAAUUUCGGAAUCCUCUACAGCGUCGUCCGCAGAAUCACUCAACCCAAGGCGAAGGUCCACUAAUCCAACACACACCCACCUCUUUCCUGUUCCUGACCCCGACCCCCGUCUGAUACAUGAAACUCAAGCCAGUAAGAACACAGACGCUGGACCGAGCUGCAGUUCUCGCAGCGGUUUCCCAACCAGCAGAAUCACUUCCACGUCCUUAAUCCUGAUCCACAAACUAUGAUGUCAGAUCCUGUCCUGCUGCCAACUUAAUCCCUUUUCUGUUUUAAGGACCAGAAUAAUCAGGAAUCAUUCUUCUCUCCACAGAUGUCUCGUCUUUCUUUUCUGGUAACACCAAGCGUUGGAAAUAUUCCACUAUUUGACUCUUUUGUUCGAUUAAAAAUCAUGUGUUCGCACCUCAGAGGUGUACGAUGCCAUGAAGUGAGAUUUUGUGACGCUACCAUACGAGGUCAAGUUGCAUGUUUACUCAGCGACUGGAGGGAAAAUGUCAGAGUUUAGCCCAGAAUUGAUUUUGUUCAGAGACGUGUUGACCAACCACAUUUUUUUAAAGGACAAGACAAUUCUCCAAGUUAUUAAUUCCUGCAGAGACCGCCUGUUUCCCCGUGUUUUUUUACAUCGAUUGAUUGAUCUCUUGCUUCCACAUCUCUUCAUAGUCAAUAAGGACAUGAGGAUCGCGUCACUAAGAAUGUAGAUCUAGGUCUGCGAGUGCUGCAAUGAGCAGACGAGAACAUGACUCCGAAAAUACAAGUUUACGGAAAAGACAAGUUGUCUAAAUAAAAUGUGAAGUAGGAUUUAUUUAAUCUUGAUGGUAGUGAGUAAAUUAAAAUUAAAAUAAAGCUGAAUGGGAAAGAAAAUCAUUUUCAAAUAAUUGUGUGUAUGACACUUCCCUUUUCUCCCCAUUUAAUAUAUAGAAAUGUAAUAACAGAUUCUUUUUUGCGUCGCCUUUUUUUCCAGGUUUAUUUCUCUGUUGCUGUGAUUUCAUGGUUCUUUUUUUACUUUUUUUUAUCCUGAUUUGAUAAAAAAAAGAAAUAAUGCUGAAGCUCUCAUCUCAAUGCUCCUGUUCCAAAAGGUCACACACAACAAUCAUGGUUUCUUGUCUAAUCGGAGCCGGUGGGAGUCGACGAGAUAAAACUUCUCCCUUUACUCCUUUUUUAUCAGUAGAAAUCAUGUCUUACGCUGACUGAAGCAAAAACAAGCUGACUCAAUCAGAAGGUUUUUUAAAGCUGUGUUAAGAUGGUGGUUGAGCCAGAGCUGCAGUAUUUAUACAUCAGUGUCUUAAAAUGUUGGAUUAAAUUGGAUCAAUGACCUUAAACACAUCCAGAUAUUAAGUUGUCACUUCAACGAUAUCUUUGUAUCUGUUUCCUUGAUCUUUCUGCCCUCCUCUUGCCUUGUGUGUUAUGGGUUUUUUUUCACCGUUUUGUAUUUUCCAUGUGUUACUGCAUGACCUGUAUCACCCCCCCACCCCCCCUCCCCGGCAACAGAGAGUGACUGUGUAUUCACCAACAUGAGGGAAAUACUGUGUGGUACAUGUGAGUUUUUAAUUUAUUGAAGCAGUUUUCAUGUGUGCACUGAGAUGAACUCUGCUCUGAACUCGUGUUUCACCUCAUCCACGAUUCUUGAUCCGUGCGAUGGAAACGAUAUCAGUUGUGAUUUCAAAUAAACGAUGAGAAAGGAAAAGUCA